Molecule: messenger RNA, 3165 nt
Organism: Toxoplasma gondii ME49
Lineage: Eukaryota; Apicomplexa; Conoidasida; Eucoccidiorida; Sarcocystidae
Gene: RPA43
Product: DNA-directed RNA polymerase I RPA43
Exons: 6
Coding region: 1115-2548 (477 amino acids)
Biological process (GO): DNA-templated transcription initiation
Cellular component (GO): RNA polymerase I complex
Source: RefSeq, a predicted model, not a curated record
GUUUCGUGCUUCCCGAAGUUGCGCCGGAAUUGCUUCUUGCCCAGUACUGUAUAAUACCUCGCGUGAGUCGGUCCUCCUUGGUCGGCGUCCAACCUCGGCUGCGAGUUCGUUGCAUGUCGCCGAGCCCCACACGAACUGAGGAAAUGGUGUCUCGCGAAACUUUCUCCGUUCCUUUCUGCACGGGAUCUUUAUCCUGGAAGUCAGAGAUGUGACUCGAGACCGAGCAUCUGCGCAGGACGACGAGCGCAGACGUCGGGCGUUCGCACUGGCGCUGUGCCGCCAGUCAUUUUUGUUGCUCUGUAUGUACAGCCCAAGUGUGACUGGAAACGCGCGUUUAGGACUCAUUCUCCUUGGUUGUCUGUGGCUACCUUCGGCGCUUCUCCAACGAUUUCGCCAUCCUUGUGACACUGGCAGUCGAUGCCUCUCGCGGGAAGCCUUGAAGUUUGGGGUCACUUUCUGCGGUCUAGAAAAACUCCUCAGUCGGCGUGUCUUCUGGACAUAAAUUAGCAUUGUUUCUACAGUUUCGUUGAAAGUUUCGACGUCUGCGUAGGCGAUUGAAGGGGUACGUUCCUCUUUGCGUUUUUUCCUUUUGUCUUCCACCGCAAACGACAUGCUCCGGGCCUCAAAGGCAUUCGCCUCACCUGGCCGGUUUGUUUUGGCGGCGAGACAGCUGAUUUCCAACGCUUCCCUGGAGACCGUGGACGUAUCCGGGGAAGGCUUGUCUUUCACUAUUUCCUCGGAUUGUGUCUUUCCACAUUUGUCCCUCGAAAGAGCUUGCACAGAAAGUUCACUUUAACACUCCUGGGAGCUAACCUCGUGAUUCUGCCGUGAGGACGUCUCGCCAGUUGAGCGUGUUUGCGAACUUGUUUCGCUGCUCACAAGGUUCUGGACCCGCUUCUCCGCUAUCCGUGAUCUUCCUUGGCCUUUUUCAGGCGUCGCGUUUUCAGGUUUUCAGCCCUCAGAUCUGUCAGUCUCGGCCUCUCGCCUUCUUCCCUCUUGUCUGUUCGCGCUCAAACUGGAAGAAACUUGCUCCUCCAAGCCGGCGUGCCUAUCCCUGAGACGCGAUCCGCGGCUUCCCUGCGCGCUCGUGUGGCGGUUCUCCUUGGACUGAACAAUGGCGCAAGUUCCGUGGGAGAAGCUAACUCAGAAACCGGUCUCUGAGGCGACGGCAGGCGAGAUCCUUUCGCGGUGUCUGUGCCAGCUGCGCCGCUGCUCCCUGUACUCGGCCUCGGACGGAACCGGCAUCGACGGGGCUUGGAUCGAGCAGAGCGAAGUUGUGCGGCAACUCCGCAGUGUCCGGGCAGCUGUCAAGCGGUCUCAGCGCCUGUUUUCUUCUCGAAAAACACCCGCCUCAGGGCUCAGAGACGGCGGUCGCGACAGGUCUGACGAAGCCACCAGGCAUCCCGACGACCUACGCAGAAGCGUCUUCCACGUCAUCCGAGCCAAGGGCAUGAUUCAGCUGCUUCCUCGCCACUUGGGGAACGUCAAGCUCGGCAUUCAGCUCUAUCUCCUCAACUUUCUUCUCAAGUACCUUCCCGAGUUCAAUGGCGUCUGGCUGGCAGUAGACGCCAUUCGUGUGCUUCAGCCCAAGAGUCGACUCGGCGGAGUUCUCUCUCCUCUCGGCUACAUGAUUCCAGAUGCAGACACUGGUGGCGGUGUCAUGCUCUUCGAAGUCGAACUCGACUGUCUUGUCUUCAAACCCAAGACCAAUGCCAUGCUCAUUGGACGCAUGCAGACAGUCCGACCAAGUCAUGUGAGACUCCUGUGGCUAGGAUUGUUCAGCGCCGUCAUUCCUCGCAGCCGCCUCUCGCCGUCCUACGACAUCGACAAAGAACAGAGGAAGCUGCAGCACAAGAAAGGCGGCGCGGACAUCGAAGAGGGCGACCUUGUUUGCUUCCAACUCACGAGCUACACGCAGGGGUCGCGCGCGGAGCUGCUGAGCUUGGAAGGGAGUUUAGAGUCUGGAUAUGCGGGAUUAGUCCCCGACGAGAAGAGCGGAUCUAGUGAAUCAAAGCGAGAAAAGAAGAGAGAAGCGAAAGCGUGUGAUGAGAAGGCCUCUGAGACUCAACAGGCCGCGCAGAAGUCCGGAGAAGACCGAGAGAAGAACGGUAGUGCGAAGAAGAAACGAAGACGCCAGGAAGCCGGCGACGGACGCGAGAGCGACAGCGGGUCUUCACGAGAUUCAGAGUCGAGAGCUCAAGAGUCGAGGAAGGCUACGAGCAAAAGCGAGGAGGGAGCCGUGGUGGAGAAAGAGAAGAAGAAAGCGAAGCGAGGGAACGCAGCAGACCGAGAGGCAACGGAUUGCGAGCCUUCGCGGGCGUCGACCAAGUCUCAACGCGCGUCCAAGCCGGAAGAAGAAGAGACUUCUGGGAAGGAGAAGGCGAGGACAGGAGAGAGGACAGCGAACGAGGACUCAAGUUUUCAUUCGAACAAGAAGAAGAGUGUUGAUGAGGGCAAGAAGAAAACAGCUGAGAGCCGCGGGGAAGACGACAGUGAGGAAGAAAGCAAAGGCAGCCACGAAAACCACCGCAAGAAACGACGGAAGUAACUCGCGAGUUCAAGGGUGAAAAUUGCGUUUCGCCAGGCGUCAGCUUGCAUCCAUGAAGCUCUUUCGCGACAUUGGAUUCUCUUUUUCUCUCUGUAUCUUCCCUCGUCCACUCGUUUGUCUUCUUCCCCAUUCCCUUAGCACCCGCCUCGAUCUCUCGCGUUGAGCGUCUGUUGCAUGCUUUCUUCUUCACUGUCUCUCUUCCUUCUCUCGGACUUGUUUUCUGUGAGGCACUCGGACUUUCUGCCGUCGUUUCGCUCAAAACUUCUUCCCGAAACCACUCCUCCUUUAUCGACCCGAUCUGCUCCUUGCGCGCCAUUCUCGCUGUGUCCUUCGACCGCGUUUUCGACCUACGGGGCGCGGCCUUCGGCUCUCUGUUUCCUUUGUCUUGUCGCGUUCCCUCCUUUGCGCUGCGCCAUCUCUCUUCGUUCUGUGGGAGCUCUUGCGUCUCUCGUGCAGACGCUCUCUGCAUCUUCUCCAGUCCGCGAGGCUCGCUGGGGAACGGCGCGAGCUGUCUCUCUGUUCUAGACUUUGAGAGUCCAUGUUUUUCAAAGGAAACUUGAAAACUUUCCUGUGGGCAACGAACUCCUUUUCAACUCUUGCCGACGAACGGGACCAGC